UGUCACUGUCAAAGUCAAAGUAAUCUUUGGUUUAUAUUAAAGUGCUGAUAAAAAUAAACAAAAUCGAAUUUGUGUAUGACCAUGAUUUAAAAUUAAAUUGAAAUGCAAAUUUUACUUGUAUGUCCUAUUAAAACUAAUCUAUUCAUUGGAUUCUAAAGUUUGUCAUUUGGUUAUGAAAUUCGGGUGGCUGUACCGCUCUAUGAUUGUGAUGCGUCGACAAUUCUUAAGGUUGCUAAGACUAAGAAACCUCCUUACUAUAACCUUUUUAGUUAUCUUACUGUAUGUAAUAAAGACUUUUUAUGAUAAUAAAAGUAACAGUGGUCAAACUGAUUAUUUCAUUCCAAAGAGUUUAAAGAAAAUAGACUGGCACAAUUAUACACAAAUUGAAUAUGAGAAAAAACGUCAAGGAAUCGGUGAGCAUGGUUUACCGGCACGGUUGCCUGAGUCAUUGGCAUCACUGGAGGAACAAUUGUACUCUGUCAAUGGUUUCAACGGAGCAUUGAGUGAUAAGAUCGCUUUAAAUCGCUCAUUACCUGAUAUCCGUCAUCCGGGUUGCAAGGACCGCAAGUAUAUAGAGUCUUUGCCAACUGUGAGUGUGGUUGUGCCCUUUCACAAUGAACACUGGAGUACGUUGCUGCGGACAGCUUAUAGUGUUCUUAUUAGAUCCCCAGAGUUUCUCAUCAAGGAGGUAUUCUUAGUUGACGAUGCAAGCACGAAAGAUUUUCUAAAGCAGAAGCUAGAAGACUAUCUAUCUGAGCAUCUACCCAAGGUUAAGGUGGUGCGGCUAGCGACGCGGAGCGGGCUGAUAACCGCGCGGCUGGCGGGCGCGGCGCGGGCCACCGCUGACGUGUUACUGUUCCUAGACUCACAUACUGAGGCUACUGUCAACUGGUUACCACCAUUACUAGAGCCGAUAGCUUUGAACUACCGCACUGUGGUGUGUCCGUUCAUCGACGUGAUCGCGUACGAUACGUUCGAAUACCGCGCCCAGGACGAGGGCGCGCGCGGCGCCUUCGACUGGGAGCUCUUCUACAAGCGACUGCCCGUGUUGCCACAAGACCAGCGGAACAUGCCGGAACCUUUCCAGAGUCCCGUGAUGGCGGGUGGGUUGUUCGCGAUAUCUCGCAAGUUCUUCUGGGAAUUGGGUGGCUACGACACCGGUCUCGACAUCUGGGGCGGUGAGCAGUACGAGCUCAGCUUUAAGAUCUGGCAGUGCGGCGGGCGCAUGGUGGACGCGCCGUGCUCGCGCGUUGGCCACAUCUACAGGAAGUUCGCUCCCUUCCCCAAUCCCGGACACGGGGACUUCGUCGGCAGGAAUUACAGGCGAGUGGCGGAGGUGUGGAUGGACGAGUACGCCCAGUACUUGUACAAGCGACGGCCGCAUUACCUGAAAAUAGAUACAGGUGACAUCUCCCAGCAAAGGCGGCUGCGGGAGAAGCUGCAAUGCAAGUCUUUCCGAUGGUUUAUGACGCAGAUAGCAUUCGAUUUGACUGCAAAGUAUCCUCCAGUUGAACCAGAACCUUUCGCCGAAGGAAGGAUAAGGCCGGCGACACACGGGCAGCUGUGCGCGGACAUGCACCGCGGCGAGCAGGGAGAGGCCUUGCAGCUGGCGGCCUGCGCGCGCGCCGCAUCCACCGAGCAGCACUUCCUGCUCUCCUGGCACAAGGACAUCAGGUCUAAAGACAGGAAUAUGUGCUGGGAUGUACCAGACUCCAGACCGGAGCAGCCAAUCAUAUUGUACUCCUGUCACCUCGGUGGUGGCAACCAGCUUUGGAGGUAUCAUCCGGCAACGAAACAAUUAAAGCAUGGCGGCAAUGAGAACUGUUUGGAUUGGGAUAAAACUAGUCGCAAAGUGUUUAUCAACCGAUGCAAUAACGCGGAGUCCCAGCGGUGGGACAUCGACCAUGUCAGUGAUGACGUCAUGGCGAAGUGGGAUAAGACGGCACUCGUUGUCACCGGACCUAUUGAAGAUUAUUGAAAAAUAAUAAAAAGGACUCCAUUGUAUUAAUAAUUGUUUAGUCAAGUACCACAAUAAAGGUUCAUAUACACAAAAUCCGGAAUCGUACGAACGCUCGGUAGUCCGGAUUCCGGAUUACGUCUAAAUGAACCUUAAUGGCUACGUCAGUUUUAGCUUGUCGUUUUUGACUACCUAUAAAUGUAUAUGACAUACCUUCGUCUGAUGAGUGUGGUACCG
Papilio machaon (common yellow swallowtail) is the source of this 2194-nucleotide messenger RNA. RefSeq names its product N-acetylgalactosaminyltransferase 6. The coding region runs from base 173 to 1978 and encodes 601 amino acids. The record is from RefSeq and is a predicted model, not a curated record. Lineage: Eukaryota; Metazoa; Arthropoda; Insecta; Lepidoptera; Papilionidae. The transcript has 13 exons. Gene Ontology annotation, cellular component: Golgi apparatus.